AUAACGUUGGAGUGCGCACGCGCUGCAUCAUCCGGCAUUAUUUGCUAUAAAAAAUAAACAGUUAUCAAUAUUGCAUUUACCGAUUUGCGAUACUGUAGUUGCAUCUACAUUCAGUGUUCACACUUCAUACAAUUGGCACUAAGUAAAUGGGUUGUUGGUAAAAAUGAGGAGUUUAGUGUUUAUUGUCGUGACAUGCUGCAUGAGUCCUGCUGUUUUGCCGGCUAAACAUCUGCCAAAGUGGAAGAAACAAGCAUGCUCGCUGCCUGCAGUGCUGAGUGAGCACAGCCACUACGUGUGCGACGACAACGGAGAGCCCAAGUGUCUGCCCGGCUGGCAGGGAGACAUAUGCGAUGUGCCUAUUUGCAAAAAGGGCUGCGAUCCGCUCCAAGGUUAUUGCAAACGUCCGGGCGAAUGUCGUUGCAAGUUAGGCUUCUACGGCGAGCACUGUAACAAAUGCAUACCACUGCCGGGCUGCAUGCACGGACACUGCAACCAGUCGUUUGAGUGCAUUUGCCGCGAAGGAUGGGAUGGACUCUUUUGUUCCGAACCUAUCUGUCGUUCAGACUGCCACGCGACACGCGGGUACUGCGACUCACCAGGCGAAUGUCGUUGUAAGCUCGGCUGGUCUGGGCCGACUUGUCGGUCCUGCCAGCCUCUGCCUGGGUGCCAGCACGGGUACUGCGAUAAGCCACUAGAGUGCAAGUGUCUGCCUGGUUACACUGGCCUGUUGUGUCAAACUCCGAUCUGUGCAUCCGGUUGUCAUGGCGAGCGGGGCUACUGCAGGCGGCCGGGCGAGUGUCGGUGCAAGGUCGGCUGGACCGGCACCACGUGUUCGCAGUGUCACCCCUACCCUGGCUGCGUCAACGGCACAUGCAAUAAGCCCUGGGAGUGCAACUGCAAGAAAGGAUGGGGAGGCAUGCUGUGUGAUAAAGAACUCAAUUAUUGUGAAAAGAAUCCAGAUGUUUGCAAGAAUGGUGGCAAGUGUCAGUCGUUAGAGGAGGAGGAUGGUAACUACAGGUGUCAUUGCCCCGUGGGCGUCAGUGGGAGGAACUGUGAGCAUCUACCUGACAGCAUGACCACGUCAGCUGCAGACAACUCUGUGGACGUGACAGAAGCGGCCACGGAAACAACGACAACGGAAUCCAACGAUUCUAGUGAUGACAACGAGACUGAAUAGUCAGCUUAUACUCUGUAUAAUCGAAAUUGUUUGCAUCCUUUUACGCAAGUGUUCUACAAUAAAAAAAUUACACUAACGUAACAUGGGUCAAAAUACGAUAAAAAUUUUGAACUUCCCAUGCAUAUGUGGAUGUUUAAAGUAUUUUAUUCCUUGUCGACCCAUAUUUCUGGAAUAUGGAAAUAUUUUCAUUUGCGACAGAACACUUGCUUAAAAUGAUGCCUAAUCAGGAUUUUGAUUUCACCUUCACCUUGUAUACAAUAUUUGUAAUUUUGGUACGCUGCUGAACAUAGGCCUCCUUGUAUAUGGCUUUGCCAGUAGUUGCCACGCUUGGCAGGCAGUUUUGUAUGUAUGUUCGUGUUUUCAAUCUCCAGCAUAUAUACUGGAGAUUGAAAAAUGUUAUUGAUAUGUACGUUGCUAUAUUUCAGCAAUAGUUAUAUACUGUAAAUUUACACUUGAGUCUUGUGUAUAAUGUAGCAAGAGGCCAUUAUUUUAUACAGACAUAACUUAAUGCCAAAUAAUUUUGAUUGUUUUCUUUAAAAGAUUUCUAAGUACUUAUUAAGUUUAAUUUGAGCAUGAAACAGAAUUAAUUUGUUAAAAUAUAUUAUUAUUGGGACAGUAUAUAAUUGGAACUUUUAAUUGUUUAAGCACGAACGUAAGUUUAGACUGACAUAAGUAAUUAUUUCAUCUUAAUUUAAGGUGGCGAGUGUAUGAGUUAUUUAUUUUGUAUGUGUGAUCUAAUGUAUGUACAUAAUGGUAUACUGUAAUGGUAUAGGUAUAUAAAUAUUGAGUUUCAUUUUAUUGCAAAUAUAAAUUGGUAGAAUUUUUGACUAUGUCAUGAACAAAGGUAUCUUUCCAGAUAUAGAAAUAAAUAGAUAUCGCAAUAACAUGUAAUUUGCAUGUUAAUUUUUUUUAUUUAAAUGAGGGUCAAUAGAGUUUAAGUGACUCCAAAUCCGAGUUCUUACAAAAAACGAUUGUAUAGAAAGGUUUAGAGAAUUAAUGUAAAAAACAUAAUGCACGAUAUUUUUAGAAGCAUUUAGUGCACGGUAGUUAUCAAUAAGUGAGUUCUGAAAUAUUAAGUAGCAAGUAAUAGUUACUCAGUAAGGAGUAGUUACUCAGUUUUCAUAUUAAUGAAGUCAACUACUUGCGCUAUCUAUUUCUAUCUAUCAUCUGUUGUAUUUUGUGUAAAUCGAAAGUCGAAAGAAUAAAUUUAAUUACCUACACGUAUAAGUUGAGUAAUCACUACUUUAAUACAUGUGUACCUAAAUGUGAGUUGUGUGUAAUUUAUAAAUUGUGACAUUCUUUUUUUAUCUUAUUAAUAAAAUAUUCUCU
Molecule: messenger RNA, 2506 nt
Organism: Galleria mellonella (greater wax moth)
Lineage: Eukaryota; Metazoa; Arthropoda; Insecta; Lepidoptera; Pyralidae
Product: neurogenic locus protein delta-like
Exons: 6
Coding region: 164-1177 (337 amino acids)
Biological process (GO): cell communication
Cellular component (GO): membrane
Source: RefSeq, a predicted model, not a curated record